AGUCGAGCUCGCCGGGGUCAGAGGCCGGCUGUGUUGAUGUUGACACUAGGCCGGGCCCGCAGACGGGCCGUAGUAGUAGUAGUAGCCGCCGCCGCUGCCGCCUCUCUCUCUUUCCGGAGACCGCGAAAAGCCCGAAAGCCUCGGAGGAGAGAGCGGGGCCGAGGACGACCCGGUUGGUGUGGGCUGCUUGGGAGAAGCUCCGGCGCCUCGCUGGGAAUUGACGGACGCACUCCCUACUGAGCGGCGGCGGCGGGGGAAGCGAUGCGCUGAGGUUGAUCUCGCCAUCCGGGCAUCUGCCGCCGCCUUCCCCGCUUCCCUCAGAGAGAGCCCCCCGCUUCCCGCUCACGGCUGGCCCUUCCUCCAUCUCCCCCGCGUAGCCCUCUUCAUCCGGGUAACCCUGCCUGUUUCUUAGCCCUCCUCAUCCGGGUAACCUGCGGGGCCCCCUUGGCCCUCUCCGUCCCCGGUGCGCGGCCCUCCGCCUCCUAUCACGCGCUCCUCUCUCCCGGGCGCCUCUUUCUCCUCCCCCCCCCGACCCUUGACCCACAUUCGCCCUCCCAUCCGGGCCCUGUUCGAGCCCACCGCCCCCCGUCGUUGGGGCAACUGUCACCCCUUGCCCCUUCCAUCCGGGCCCCUUGAACCUUCCUCCCCGCCGGUCUCCGGGCCCUUCCCUCUCCCUCUCCCCGCGCCCGCCCUUGCCAUGACUAUCCUGCCCAAGAAGAAGGCCUGCCCGUCAGCGGGGGACGGCGAUAGGGACCAGCCUGGCUCCCGAGGGGGAGGCCCGGGGGGUCCAGGGGGCCCCGGCGGUGUCGGAGGUCCAGACCCGCGAGGCUGCUCGGGCUCCGACUCGCACUCGCGAGGCCCCGGCGGAGGCGUCGGGGGAGGAGUCGGUCCUGGCGACCCGCACUCGGGGCGCGGGGGCGCCCGUCCCAGGGCCUCGCCUCCGCCCCCGCCGCCCCGCUGGGGGCUGCCCCCCGCCGGGUCCCCCCCGCCGCCCAACCCCGGAGUCGGAGCCGGCGGCGACGGGCCCGGCCUCGGCCUGCUGGACCCCGGAGUGGCUGAGGCGCGGGGCGGGGUCGGUGGCGGCUGCUGCUCCGGCCCCGGGCACAGCAAGAGGCGGCGGCGCGGAGGGUCUGGCGGCGGGCUGGGAGCCGCGGGGCCCGGGGGAGCGGGAGGCAACAGCCCCGAGCAGGAUGAGGCCGGCGCCGGCUACAACAGUGAGGACGAGUACGAGACAGCGGCGGCCCGUAUCGAGAGCAUGGACCCGGCCACCGUGGAGCAGCAGGAACACAGGUUCGAGAAGGCGCUGAGAGAGAAGAAAGGGUUCAUCAUAAAACAGAUGAAGGAAGAUGGGGCCUGCUUGUUCCGGGCUGUGGCUGACCAGGUAUAUGGUGACCAAGACAUGCAUGAAGUGGUCAGGAAGCACUGUAUGGACUACUUGAUGAAGAAUGCUGAUUACUUUUCAAAUUACGUGACAGAAGAUUUCACCACUUACAUCAACCGGAAGCGGAAAAACAACUGUCACGGCAACCAUAUUGAGAUGCAGGCUAUGGCAGAGAUGUACAACCGACCUGUGGAGGUUUACCAGUAUGGCACAGAGCCCAUCAACACUUUCCAUGGCAUCCAUCAGAAUGAGGAUGAGCCCAUCCGAGUGAGCUAUCACCGCAACAUACAUUACAACUCUGUGGUGAACCCCAACAAGGCUACCAUUGGUGUGGGACUGGGGCUGCCCUCCUUCAAGCCAGGGUAUGCAGAGCAGUCCUUGAUGAAGAACGCAAUCAAGACAUCCGAGGAGUCAUGGAUUGAGCAGCAAAUGCUAGAAGAUAAGAAGCGAGCAACUGACUGGGAAGCAACCAACGAGGCCAUUGAGGAGCAGGUUGCCAGGGAGUCUUAUUUGCAGUGGCUGCGUGACCAGGAAAAGCAGGCCAGACAGCCCUGCAAAGCCAGCGCUACCUGCAGCUCCGCCACGGCGGCUGCAGCCAGCGGUUUGGAAGAAUGGAGUGGCCGCUCGCCACGUCAGCGCAGUUCGGCAUCUUCCCCAGAGCACCCCGACUUGCACAAUGAGCUGAACGCUGCCAAGCCACCUUCCCCUGGGAGCACCGCAGCUCUAGCACUUACAAAGCCCCCCUCGCCGUGUGCUCCUGGUACAAGCAGCCAGCUUUCUGCAGGCGGUGGCCGAGCAACCCCUCCCUUAGUGUCGUUGUAUCCAGCCCUGGAGUGUCGGGCAAUAAUGCAACAGAUGUCACCCACAGCAUUUGGCUUGAGCGACUGGGAUGACGACGAGAUCUUGGCUUCGGUGCUGGCGGUUUCACAACAGGAGUACUUGGAAAGCAUGAAGAAGAGUGCCCUGCACAGAGACAGUGGUUCAGACAAGAGUUGAUAACUCGUUUGCAUCUCCUGUGUUCGCCUGACACCCCUUAGGUGCAUGUUUUGGCAGGACGGAUGAUAAUACCUGGGACCCCUCCCCUCCUCUGCUGCUGCUGAUCAAAGCUCCUUCGGCUGCCCUUUUGCCCCGUCAUUUUUUUGGCUCUUUGCAUCCGACCUCCAAUGUGCUUGGGGGGAGAAGCGAGAGAAGGACAGGACCUCCUCUGCAAGGAGCUGGAACACGCACAAACUGGGGCAUGCCGGGCUUCGCCCUUCAUCGGCCGUUCCUUCAUUAUUGAAUAUAUCUAUAUAUAUGAUCCAAUCCUAAAGUGAGACCUCCCCAGUUUUGAAUGGGAGGGUUGCAGUUUGCUGAUAGGGUGGUGGGAAGGUGGACUUCAGGUUGGGUUUUGGGGAGUGGAGAGAAGCGCGGCUGCUUCUGUGGAAGCAGAGUGUGACCGCAGGGCCCACCAGGUUCCCUCACCCUUUGGAGCUGGGGAUAUAAUAAUGUUCAAGCAUGAAGGGGGUUGGGGGGGGGCUAGCAUUGUGUUAACGGUUCUUUCACCUGCCCCCUUUUAACACUAGUAUCCUGGCUUCUAACAGAAGGGUCUUAAAUGGAGUGGGUCCCUAAACCUACAACCAUUUGAAAUCACUCCGCCUUCAUCUCUGAGGAACAGCUCUGGUCAUCUGCAGGAGGACCACCUCCAUGGCUGUUUUUUCUUGCUCCAGCCUCUCUUCUCUUUCCCACUUGGGCGUCAGUCGCUGUUUGUUCACAUGUGGCCCCUGACAUGUGGGAGUGGACCACAGGCUCCCGACUUUUUGCCCAGCCACGUGGUCUCCCUGACGCUGUGCUUGUUGGCUUUCUUGGCCUCUCCCGCUGCUGACUCUUCUGUUCUCCCGGUGCCUAACAGCGGGGUGGGGAGGGACAGGGGGGUGGGGUGGAGAACACACCACUUGUCAUUCCAUGUCAGCACUUCCUAGGAAUGGGCCAGGCCUUUAUAGCUGCAUCAUGGAAAGGAGGUGUCGGUGACAAAAUGGGACUCUGGCACAAGAUCAGAAGCUGUAGGCGACAACUCUACAAUGUUGGGAAGCUCCCAGGUUGUCCUGUGAUGAAAAUAGACCUUGAAUCACAGAGUUGGGACCCAUGCAAAUGGCGGGGAAACCCGUCCCACGAGGACCCUAGACUGUUGGCAGGCUGGCCUGAAGGUAAAUUAACUCCUAGAAAAGAAAGAUCUCCGGCAACCUUACCUCUUCCGAGUGUGGUGUCUUCCUAAUUACCGCUGUGGUUAUACAAUCCACCUAAUGUGGUCAUUUAUUUUCUAUUCUCGAAUCCUGGGUGUGAACAAAUGUUUCUGCCUUCCCCAUUCAUGCAAGGGGCACAGCACCAGUGCACUCAACUACUCCUGCAGCUUCAUGUUGUGUCCAAAAUUCAUGAAGGGCCGGGAUUUGCUAAAGGUCCCCUGCCCCCUUGGCAUUGCUUUCCUGAGGCUGCAGAGUGGCAGCUUUGAAAAGGGGUGGGAGGGAAGUGGGUAGGUAGUCUACUGCUUUAGGAAGACAGGUUUCAAAGUGGUAUUUGGUGCCUGAAAUAAAGUAUUGAUCUAUGCUCUACUUCUCUCUUCCCCUCCCCCCCAAAAAAACCCCUUUGUGUUUCACCUGUGAGAAAGGUGACUAACUUCCCUGUGCAGAAUGAGAAAAUGAAGCAGGAACAGGUUAGGAUGUACUUGAAGUCUGAGAACAAAGCAAAAUAUCCAAGCCUCUUCCUCUGAUGUGCUUUCUUUUUCUUACAAAACCCUAUCAUGGGUAGCCUUUCCUUGUUUCUCCAGGGAUCCCUUUAUGCUCCGCUCCCAUGAUUUCCCCCACUGGUUAUCAGCUUCUUAGAACUGAACGGUUCACAUGGGCCCCACUUGGAUGUGCCCUUUGUCCAACCCCAUGUGCUGGUUUACUGCCAAUUAGAUAUUAAAAAUCCUUGACCAGAAAUGCCAAAUUCUGCAGGAUCAUUAUAAGCAGAAUAAAUCAUGUAAAUAUU
Molecule: messenger RNA, 4384 nt
Organism: Zootoca vivipara (common lizard)
Lineage: Eukaryota; Metazoa; Chordata; Lepidosauria; Squamata; Lacertidae
Gene: OTUD5
Product: OTU deubiquitinase 5
Biological process (GO): protein deubiquitination
Molecular function (GO): cysteine-type deubiquitinase activity; K63-linked deubiquitinase activity
Source: RefSeq, a predicted model, not a curated record